This is a messenger RNA of Microplitis mediator, 2648 nucleotides long. RefSeq names its product cytoplasmic dynein 1 intermediate chain-like (gene sw). Gene Ontology annotation, molecular function: dynein light chain binding; dynein heavy chain binding. The record is from RefSeq and is a predicted model, not a curated record. Gene Ontology annotation, biological process: transport along microtubule. The transcript is spliced from 13 exons. Gene Ontology annotation, cellular component: cytoplasmic dynein complex. NCBI's taxonomy places the organism in Eukaryota, Metazoa, Arthropoda, Insecta, Hymenoptera, Braconidae. Bases 171 to 2345 code for a protein of 724 amino acids.
GACCAGAGCAAAAAUGGAUAAUGGAUCUGCUGUUCGGGCGUAUCGAGUGAUAUAAAAUUUAUGAGAUUUACUUAAAUAAUAUUUAAUACAAACCAGUUGUCAAAAUUUUAUAAAUAUUCCAAUAGAGCAGUGACUUAAAAUUUUAUUAAAAAGAAAGAAAUAAAAUAAAUAUGAUGUCGGAUCGCAAAGCAGAGUUGGAAAGAAAGAAAGCGAAGUUGCAGGCGAUCAGAGAGGAAAAGGAACGACGUCGCAGAGAAAAGGAGCAAAAAGAUGUCGAAGAAGCUACGGUACGAGCAGCUGGUACUGAUAAAGACCAUCGUAAGGAACUGGAUGCGAUGCUUUCAUCCCUGGGAGUUGCUCCAGUGUCUGAUGUGCUGUCUAGUCUCUCGAGUAUGAACUCAUUAGCUUCGGAUCAAAGUGCCAAUGCAACUCCUGAUGCUAGUAUUCAACCAUCAAGUAUCACUUCUCCACAGAGUGGCGCAAUUAAGAAGAAAUCAAAUCGCGAAUUAACAGUAGUAUCAGUUGCCCACACAAACAUUCCGCCAAAAGAACCAGUAGUUUACAGCAAACAAACCCAGACAGCGCAAACGACACAGACCUCCCACGACGGACUGUCCGCCUCCUCUUCCACAAACACCAUCUACUCCUACUGUACAACAACGUCACCAACUCACUCUUGCUCCGCAGGAUACUUUGAGACUGACUGGUGGCGUCCCAGGAAAGGUGGGUCUGCACCAAACUACCUAUCUCAUGCAUUCGACUAUUACGACGAGUACAAUCUAAAUCCUGGUUUAGAGUGGGAGGACGAAUUCACAGUUUUGACAUAUGAUGAUGGCCAAGCCGAGGAUGAGGAGAACAGCCUGCCGCAUAUCGACGGUUUUCAAAGCAAACUCCCGCCUGGUAUCCUGCCUCAUGGUCUACCACAAGUCAAGGAAGUGCUGCCAGCGGUAACUCAAGACGAACAGCAAAAGGAACCUGAGAAACCUAAAGAAAUUCGUGAAUUAAGUGAAGAAGAAAAACAGAUGAUAAUAUUGUCGGAAGAUUUUCAACGUUUUCUUGAUAAAACAAGUCGACUGGUUGAACGUGCGCUUGCUGAAUCCGUUGAUAUUUAUACUGACUACACUGGUACUUUGGAUGGUGAAGAUGGAAUGGAUGAGAAAAGUCAUCAGCGUUUGUGGUUGAAUCGUUCAUUUUUCUGCGAUCGUUGGUCACGAAACCGUUGUGUCACUUCCAUGGACUGGUCGCCACAGUUCCCUGAACUACUGGUGGCUUCUUACAACAGCAAUGAAGACGCGCCAAAUGAUCCCGAUGGAAUAUGUCUAGUUUGGAACACUAAAUUCAAAAAGACAACACCUGAGUUUAUUUUUCACUGUCAGUCGGCAGUCAUGUCAACAACUUUCGCAAGAUUUCAUCCAAAUCUCAUUCUCGGCGGUACUUAUGCUGGUCAAAUUGUCUUAUGGGACAACAGGGUACAGAAACGUACCCCCAUACAGCGGACACCACUUUCUGCUAGUGCUCAUACGCAUCCAGUUUAUUGUCUGAAUGUCGUGGGUACACAAAAUGCCCACAAUUUGAUAAGUAUUUCAACGGAUGGUAAAAUGUGCUCAUGGAGUCUUGAUAUGUUGUCGAUGCCACAAGAAUCAUUAGACCUUCAGGCUAAACAGUCUAAGCCUAUCGCGGUUACUAGUUUGGCAUUCCCAUACGGCGACGUUAAUAAUUUUAUUAUCGGCAGCGAAGAUGGUACCGUUUAUUCAGCUUGUCGUCACGGAAUAAGAGCCGGUGUAACAGAAACAUAUGAAGGCCAUCAAGGCCCGGUAACGGGAGUGAGCGCACACGCGGUACAAGGUGGCAUUGACUUCUCACAUCUGUUCCUUACCUCGUCCAUUGACUGGACAAUAAAACUGUGGAGCUUGAAAGAAAACAAACCACUGUACUCAUUCGAGCACAACGGCGAUUACGUUUAUGACGUCGCUUGGUCACCGACUCACCCCGCGCUCUUCGCGGCGGUCGACGAUUCCGGGAGAUUGGACUUGUGGAACCUCAAUCAGGACACUGAGGUACCGGCGGCAAGUGUCGUCGUCGAUGGAUGUCCUGCUCUGAAUCGCGUCUCCUGGACUCCCAGCGGGCUGCAUGUUACCGUUGGAGACGACUCUGGUAAAAUCUGGGUCUAUGAUGUCGCUGAAAAUUUGGCGCAUCCGCGCGGCGAUGAAUGGAAUAAAUUCUUGUACACUCAGCAAGAUUUGAAGAACAACAAAGCUGAUGAUGAGCUGGACAAACUUAAUUUGAAUUCUGGGCCCUCUAGUUUAACUUCUCUGUCAUCGAUGUCCUCAGUACCCAUUAGAUAAGUCGAGUCAUGAAAUUAAUUGUAUUUUAAUAACUAAUUACAGUCAAUUUAAAAUAUUAUUUAAAUUAGCUUAAUUAUUGUAAGUGCUAAAAAUCUGUCGCUCAUUUAUUUUCAAUUAAUAUAGAAUAUAAAAUUGACUUAUUUGUAGUUUUAAUAAACUACGAAAAAUAAUAAUAAUAAUACUAAUUAAUUAAUUUAAUAUUAAUAUUAAUAUCUAUGCUUGUGUAAAUACAAAUAAUUUUAUUUACGUUAAAUUUUUUUUACAUCAAAAUUUCACUGCUAAAUAAAUAAUAUACAUAAAUAU